AUGAAGAUGAGCGGCCUCGACCAAACGAGCGACUGCACCCCGAAGCGUGGGGCGCCAAACGAGCGUGCGCUCCGAGAAGCAAGAACCCGCGUUGCGCAACGACGUGAACGAAGAUGCGCGGCGCCUCGGAUCGCCCAACAUCAAGCGCAAUCCCAGCGUGAUCAAGACCAGCGCCAACGACUGCCCUGCAAGUUGCUUGAAGAAAAAGAGCACCAGCAGCAAUGCGUUCAAGAUCGGCACCAGCAACAAGAGCCGCACAACCAGACGACCAAAUGCGGUAUCUCCAAGGCCAAGACCAGCGCCCCGAGCACAAGCGACCCGCGUCGGACACGGACAAGGGCGGCGACACCGCCGCGAUGA
Messenger RNA from Saprolegnia parasitica CBS 223.65, 360 nucleotides. RefSeq lists its product as hypothetical. Lineage: Eukaryota; Oomycota; Saprolegniomycetes; Saprolegniales; Saprolegniaceae. Bases 1 to 360 code for a protein of 119 amino acids. The transcript has a single exon. The record is from RefSeq and is a predicted model, not a curated record.